ACUUACUUACUCUUCAUCCCCAUCUUAGUCUUCGAAAACGCUUCAUGAUAGAACACGUCGUUCUCCUACCUCAUCUGAAGACGGUAACAUCCGCAGCUCCGAUAUCGUGGAAAUAACCAGUGUGCUUCCGACGACUCGAAUCACACAGGUCCUGCAUAUGACGCAGGAUGCAAGUCUUUAUUCAACCAUUGCUCGCAGCAAUUCGGUGACCGACCUAGGCUGUUCUCUGUGCAAGAGGGACAAACGUGUCAACUGUUGACUCUGUGUUAAAGUUCGCUGCGCAACCAGAAACCAAACGCAAAACAUACCGACGCCAUCAUGGAGGGCUUGCGUCGUCAACUCGGCACCGGGAUGACUGUGCUGAUGAUGUUCCAUCUUGUUCUGUCGAGGUCGUAACGCCCAGGCGGAUCGUGGGAAAUGCUUACGCAGCGCAGCGGUGAUUGGCGCAUGGAGGAAACUCCGCCUCAGACCACGCCUCUUACACUCAUUCUUGUCUUUUGGCCACAACAGUCAUCAACCAACCAACUCACUCAGCUCCUCUUCCUCGUCGCCAUGCUUGUCGACAAUACAUUUAAUUUUCAGCAGCCUGCCUUUGAAGAUUUCUUCAACAUGGACUUGCUGGCAGGUCCUUCGACCGGGAACGCCUCAAGUUCAGGCAGUUCCUCUCGCUCAUCCUCUCAUUCACCCUCGUCUGCUUUCGCUGCACUUCCCCCGACCCCACCGAAUCCAUAUACGGUUCCCGAUGUUCAAGCGAACGACUUCUUCAACUUUUUGGACGACGAUUUCACCAAGACGAACCCCCUCGCGCCACCCCCAACGGUUGCUGCUCCUUUUGAUUUCCUCGGAUCGUUUGAUCCAUCAUUCUCAUACGGCUCAGCAAUGCAGAGCAGCAGUCCUGAUUCUGGCGUGGGUUCCUCUGGAGGUUCGCACUCUACUGCUGAAUCACCCGGCAUCGAUCCCUCACUCGUCGGUACUCCCUCUGGGUCAAAAGCGAUGAGCGACUUUGAUGAAGAGGAGGAACACGAGAAUGCCCAUGAACUGGAGACUAUCCUCGAGAGCCCCCUGGAAGACGAUUCUAUCACCCCUGUCAAGGUUGGCGGAAAAGGAAAGUCUGCCCGGAAAGGAACUGUUCAGUCCGGAGGCGUGGUGAAGAAGUCCGGCGGUACAGCGCUGAAGGAUAAGAUGGAGAAUCAGCCGGCGAUGCUUUCGACAACGUCCAUGGAGCCGGACGAUUGGCGGCCAACACCGGAGGAGUAUAAGAAGAUGUCCUCGAAAGAGAAACGACAGCUUCGCAACAAGAUUAGCGCGCGCAACUUCCGUGUCAGGCGAAAGGAAUAUAUUAAUACGCUUGAGGGCGAUAUUGCUGAGCGUGACAGGCUUAUUGACCACAUUCGUACCGAACUCCUCGGUACGAAAUCUGAGAACUCUGCUCUGCGCCAGGAAAUUGCGGCGUUGAAGAAAGCUCUCCUCGAUGGACGUGGACGAUCUGACACCCCCGUUCUUCCUCCUCCUGCUCCUCUUCCUGCUGUCUCCGCCGCUAUGCAAGCCCAGAAGACUCCCAAGGGUCCUCUCCUCACCCCCAACACCCACAAAGAUUUGCCCACCUCACCUCGACUCGGUGCUCGCAGCUUCUGGGGCGGCGCUGCAAGCGGUCUUGGUGGAUUUGGUGGUAUUACACCAGUACAUACGACUCUCAUUCCUGAAUGGAGUAGUGUACUUUCUGGCAAGCCUGUCUCCGGUGGUAACGCAGAACGACGACCGUCGCUACAGGAAAAUAUCAACCCGACGCUCAACGGUUUCACUGCAAGCACUGUUGCCGGCUUUGGUAUGGGUGUCACUCCUCAGAAGAACAACAACCAACAGGAGAAGAUGCAACUCCCAUUGAACAACAACUUCGAUGCAUUUGCCGACAAGAAUCUAUUCACGCUCAAAUCGAUGGAAGACUUCCGUAUGCAGCUCUGGACACGUAUGGGUCAACAACAAGCACUGCUUCGUCAACAACAACAGGCACAGCAAGCAAAGGAGCAGCCUUCUCCUCUCAAUGGCCUUGCCAGUGGCAUGCGCCCGCACUACUUCGCCAAGACAAGCCCUACCCUCUCUGCUCUGCUGUCUGGCAAAUCUGCUGCCAGCGCCUACCCAACACCUCCCGCUUCACCACGCAUGUCACAUACCCCCGCUUCAACCCCCACUCCUCAACCCCAAGCCACACCAACAGAGCAACAAGCUAUGCUUGCUGCCGUUGCCUCACAAACUCUCGUUCGCAAACUCGGUUCCGCGUUCUGGGACGCAUUCUCUGGCUCUUCCUCUUCGUCAGGUCCCUCAAUUAGGAAAGAUUGGGAUGCUGAGAAGGUUAGGAAAGUCCUCGAGGGCAAGGCUGUGGUUCGCGUGGUGGACGUUGAUCCUCAACCUCAACAACCUUCUCCUAAGCCUGCUCCAGUCAGUGAGCGCUCGUCACCGUCAGCAUCGCCGAAAAUGUUGCCUGUGGCCGAUAAGAAGAAUUGUGGAGGAGCGUGCUUUACUGGUGUGACGAAUCUCCUCGAGGAGGGUAUUCGGAAUAUGCACCUGUAGAGCCGUUGGGUUGUCGUUGCUAUCUGUCGCUGUUGUUGUCCUUGCUGUCGUUGUCAUUUGGAAUGUGAUAUAGGAUCCAGGGUCUCGUUUGUUUGUAUAAGAAAAGGACAGUGAAAGAACUGAAGAAAUAUCAGUUUCUCGUUUUUCAUUCUCUUUUCCCUUCUUCAUCAUUAAUAUGUUCCCAUCUUGCUCGUCUUUACUGCAUAACUCCAUCCAAUAAUUGGUCUCCUUUCCACUCGUCUCUCCUUUUCCUUGAUUCCUCUUGAGAAAGUUCUCGCCACCCCAACUCUCCUUCCCCAUUUCCUGUUGUCCAUUUUUGAUUCCUCUCGAUUGCCGAGUACUCUCUUGCUCCUCUCCGCUCCGUAGAUAUCGAUAUUCGUCUUUGCGACUCGGCUUGUACAUAUAUCUCUCCUAUCCUCAUCGUAGGUACAAUUGAAUGAACAAGGUUCAUAUCAUAUCCGAACUCGAAUGUUUAUUAUG
Somion occarium is the source of this 3048-nucleotide messenger RNA. The record is from the annotation of a GenBank genome assembly. Lineage: Eukaryota; Fungi; Basidiomycota; Agaricomycetes; Polyporales; Cerrenaceae.